Zingiber officinale is the source of this 1618-nucleotide messenger RNA. RefSeq names its product protein root UVB sensitive 2, chloroplastic-like. The record is from RefSeq and is a predicted model, not a curated record. Gene Ontology annotation, cellular component: chloroplast envelope. Bases 44 to 1327 code for a protein of 427 amino acids. Gene Ontology annotation, biological process: response to UV-B; auxin polar transport. NCBI's taxonomy places the organism in Eukaryota, Viridiplantae, Streptophyta, Magnoliopsida, Zingiberales, Zingiberaceae. The transcript is spliced from 10 exons.
GCCAAUUCCCUCGAAACGACGGCAGUGGGCAACAGCGGCAGCCAUGUUUGCGACCAAAUCAAAGUUGAAGGAACCAACGAAGGAGCCGCCUCGUCGCCCCGAUUUCUGGAUCGAAACCUGCGACUCCGUCUCCCAGAUAUGCCGCUUUGAUUCCAAUGGGCGUCUCUCUGUUACAAUUGCAAGCGACUCAAGACCUAUAAUACAAAGAGUGGUUGAAUCAUUUCUUAACAAAUUCUUUCCAUCAGGGUAUCCAUAUAGUGUGAAUGAGGGCUACUUGACUUAUACUCAAUUCCGGGCAUUGCAACACUUCUCAAGCGCUGCAUUAUUUGUGUUAUCAACUCAGUCGCUUCUAUUUGCCGCAGGCUUGCGUCCUACCCCUGCACAAGCAACUGCUGUAAACUGGAUUCUAAAAGAUGGCAUGCAACAUGCUGGCAAACUGAUAUGUAGCAAUAUGGGAGCUAGAAUGGACUCUGAGCCAAAGAGUUGGAGAAUACUAGCUGAUGUGCUUUAUGAUCUUGGUACUGGUUUGGAAGUUGUUUCACCUCUAUGCCCACAUCUUUUUCUGGAAACAGCAGGUUUGGGAAACUUUGCAAAGGGAAUGGCUGUUGUAGCUGCAAGGGCUACCAGGUUACCAAUUUAUUCCUCUUUUGCCAAAGAAGGUAAUCUUAGUGACUUGUUUGCGAAAGGAGAGGCUAUCUCUACCCUUUUCAAUGUACUUGGAAUAGGAGCUGGGAUUCAAUUAGCUUCCACAGUAUGCUCAUCAAUUCAAGGAAAGUUGAUAGCCGCCCCUCUGCUUUCCGCGAUACACAUCUACAGUGUGGCAGAAGAAAUGCGAGCAGCUCCUGUGAACACCCUUAAUCCCCAAAGAACGGCCAUGAUCGUAGCCAAUUUUCUCAAGAGCGGAAAAAUCUCUAGCCCAGCUGAUCUUAGAUACCAAGAAAAUCUUAUCAACCCUGGUCGCGUCAUAGAGGAAGCAGGGAACGUGAAGGUCGGGCAACCACUUAAGAAGGUCGUGAAGAAUCUGUCGACCCUCAAGGAGCUCAGGGACAUUUUUCCGAGCGAAAAGUUUCUCAUCAACCGACAAGACAAGCUCACUUAUAUGUCUCUCGAGCAGAGUGCGUCGGGCGAGGAUGCAUUAAGGGGGUGGCUGGUGGCUGCUUUUGCUGAUGCCAUGGAGAAAUCAGGUCAUGGCUCGGGGUCGCCGGUGUUGUACGCAGCUUAUGAGAAGAUGGAGAGUGUUUUCCCAACCUUCCUUUCUGAAGUGAAGAUGAGAGGCUGGCACACUGAUCAGUUCUUGGACGGAAAUGGCAAACGGUAUGCAUUUUGAAAGUGUGGAUUUGUCGUGAUCAUCUCAAAUCCAUUUCAAAGAGUUGCUGUAAGAUGAUCCACGUUUGCAAGAUUGUCUAAUUGGAUCGGGUUAAAUGGACUAGUUGGAUGGGUCGGGACAGUUAACCCGUUUGAUAGGGUGACCGGGUCGAACACACCUAGUGAAGUCGAUCUAGGCAGACAAAACAGUUAGUCAGAUUGUGCGAGCAAAAUAAAUCAGACAAAUUAUUCAUACCAAAAUAUUGUAUAAUUUUUGUAUGUAUUUUUCAUAGUAUUGCUACCAAAUGAAUAU